GUCCCUAGAACCGCAGCUGGAGAACUUCGAACUGCCAUGGAGCGGUCGCCGCCCGCCGCCGCCGCCGAGGACGACUUUGACUCCUUCCUGGAGAAGUUCCAGAGUCAGCCUUACCGCGGCGGCUUCCACGAGGACCAGUGGGAGGAGGAAUUUGACAAGAUUCCCCUAUUUAUGAAGAAAGCACCAUCGGAAAUUGAUCCCAAAGAGAAUCCUGACUUGGCUUGUCUCCAGUCAAUUAUAUAUGAUGAGGAGCGAUCUCCAGAAGAACAAGCCAAGACCUAUAAAGAUGAAGGUAAUGACUACUUUAAAGAAAAAGACUAUAAGAAAGCUGUGAUUUCAUACACUGAAGGAUUAAAGAAGAAAUGUGCAGAUCCUGAUUUGAAUGCUGUCCUUUACACAAACCGGGCAGCAGCUCAGUACUAUCUUGGUAAUUUUCGUUCUGCUCUUAGUGAUGUGACAGCUGCCAGGAAGCUAAAACCCAGCCACCUCAAAGCCAUAAUAAGAGGUGCCCUGUGCCAUCUGGAAUUGAAACACUUUGCUGAGGCUGUGAGCUGGUGUGAUGAAGGACUGCAAAUAGAUGCCAAGGAGAAGAAACUUAUAGAGAUGAGGUCUAAAGCAGACAAGUUGAGGCGGACUGAACAGAGGGAUGUGAGGAAAGCAAAACUGAAAGAAAAGAAGGAGCAGAAUCAGAAUGAGGCUUUGCUCCAGGCCAUCAAGGCUAGGAACAUCAAGCUCAUCUUUGAAGCUGCAGAUGAAGAUGAAGAUUCAGUCUCAAGUGGUCUGAGUGAGAAUCCUUACGGAGCCCGGCUAAGUCUAGAUGGCCAGGGCCGGCUGAGUUGGCCCGUGCUCUUCCUAUACCCAGAGUAUGCCCAGUCUGACUUCAUCUCUGCUUUUCACGAGGACUCCAGGUUUAUCGAUCAUUUAAUGAUGAUGUUUGGUGAAAUGCCCUCCUGGGACUCAGAGCGAAAAUACUGCCCUGAUCACUUGGAGGUAUACUUUGAGGAUGAGGACCGGGCAGAGCUGUACCAGGUGCCCCCCACGAGCACGCUGCUGCAGGUCUUGCAGCACCCCAGGUACUUUGUAAAAGCUCUGACACCAGCAUUUCUAGUCUGUGUAGGAGGCUCUAGUUUUUGUAAGAAUUACCUCCGGGGAAGAAAGGUGUGCAGGGUAAAGUGAUGGAGCCAGACCUCCUGGAUCUCCUUCCUCACCUUCCUCUGCGGAAAUCUAGCACACUUGAAGCUGCUGGACAUGCCACAAGCCCAGCCCUUUCUUUCUGUCAUCUUGAGGACACUCUCCUUUCUAGCCUUGUGCUGAAGGAGCUGUGACUUCCCUGAACUGUGUCCCCCUGGCCAAGUUAGUGACUCCAGCUGGUCAUUAUUCUCCUCUGUGGAUCCAGAGCCCUGGAUGGUGGUCAGGGCAUCCUUGAAGUCCAUUUCUGAAGGGGACCAUGUGCUGCAGUUCCCACAGCAGUUGGCUUUGGUACCACACUGGCCUGAAGAAACUGACUUGGAUCCAGUAACAUGGCUGUGCAAGAAGACACCCUCCAAGGCAGUAAACCCACUCUGCCUGGACUAAGACUGAGACACUAUGGCCAACGGUUGUUUGAGCAGCAUGGAGAGAGCUGCAUAGGGUGUUGUAGAUUCUGUGAAUAAAUGGGGUCAGAAAAGCCA
This is a messenger RNA of Dipodomys spectabilis (banner-tailed kangaroo rat), 1670 nucleotides long. It is a transcript of the gene Ttc4, whose product is annotated as tetratricopeptide repeat domain 4. Bases 37 to 1176 code for a protein of 379 amino acids. The record is from RefSeq and is a predicted model, not a curated record. Gene Ontology annotation, molecular function: Hsp90 protein binding. Lineage: Eukaryota; Metazoa; Chordata; Mammalia; Rodentia; Heteromyidae. The transcript is spliced from 10 exons.